Melanotaenia boesemani (Boeseman's rainbowfish) is the source of this 4207-nucleotide messenger RNA. RefSeq names its product terminal nucleotidyltransferase 4B-like. Gene Ontology annotation, molecular function: mRNA binding; poly(A) RNA polymerase activity. The coding region runs from base 164 to 2059 and encodes 631 amino acids. Gene Ontology annotation, cellular component: TRAMP complex; nucleolus. The record is from RefSeq and is a predicted model, not a curated record. Gene Ontology annotation, biological process: RNA 3'-end processing. Lineage: Eukaryota; Metazoa; Chordata; Actinopteri; Atheriniformes; Melanotaeniidae. The transcript has 12 exons.
UCGCCUGGAGCACCUCGUGCACUGACUGUUGAAGCGAAGUAAGGGGACCGUAACACGCGCUCACAGCCUUAAACCCCACCAGUCAAAAAUGUCAUUUGCUGUCCGGAAAGCCGCUUGAACGUGUCAGGAUGCUGACUUUAAAGAGACCACUUAUUUCAGAGUUAUGAGAAUGGCCUGGUUUCAACCAGAACAACGUGGACCCGCUAACAACCUUUGGAUGCAGAUCUGGGAGAUGUCACAAGGGCUUGGAUAUAACAGUUAUACCACUGGACCUCACAGCACGUCGAGCCUGAACGCGAUCGUCAACGGGGCGUCGGGAGCCGUCCUCACUAGCAAAAACGGAGCGCUUGACUCAAACAUCGGUUGUGGAGAAGUCAAGACUCAGGGGAUGUCUGCCUCAACGGGCGACGGAGAAGUAACAGAGCAGCGGGACUUUAUACCACUGGACUCAAACAGCAACCACAACAACCGAGCCCCUGGGAGGGGUGGUGUCGGCGGAGGGGGGCAGCAGCAAGGCAGCGGGGUCGCUGUGCUGUGGAAGGGACUCUCGGACGGACACUCCAACAAAAGAAAAAGAGACAAUAAAGCUAGCACUUUCGGAUUCAAUUGCAGCCUCUUGAACAGUGGCGGGGACUCCAACACGGGAGGAUAUGAAGGUUACACGGGCACGCCUUGGAAAGUCAGGAACUACUCGGAAGGAGUUGUCGGGUUACAUGAGGAGAUCAAGGAUUUCUACGAGUAUAUCUCCCCUCGGCCAGAGGAGGAGAAGAUGAGACUGGAGGUGGUGGAAAGAAUCAAGGGGGUCAUCCAUGAUCUUUGGCCCAGUGCUGAGGUCCAAGUGUUUGGGAGCUUCAGUACUGGUCUUUAUCUGCCAACAAGUGACAUAGACUUGGUAGUUUUUGGGAAAUGGGAGACACUCCCACUCUGGACGUUGGAAGAGGCCCUCCGGAAGAGAAACGUUGCAGAUGAGAAUUCCAUCAAGGUUUUGGAUAAAGCGACGGUUCCCAUCAUUAAACUUACUGACUCCUUCACUGAGGUGAAAGUGGACAUCAGCUUCAACGUGAAAAGUGGGGUUGAAGCUUCUGGGCUCAUCAAGAAAUUCAAAGAGAAGUACCCUGUUCUGCCUUACCUGGUCUUGUUGCUGAAACAGUUCCUACUGCAGAGAGACCUCAAUGAGGUUUUUACAGGUGGAAUCAGCUCCUACAGUCUCUUUCUUAUGGCUGUUAGUUUUCUACAGCUUCACUAUCGAGAGGAUGUGUGUGGUCCCAACAUCAACAUUGGCGUGCUGCUUAUCGAAUUCUUCGAACUCUACGGCCGCCAUUUCAACUACCUGAAAACAGGCAUCAGGAUAAAAGAUGGCGGUUGCUAUGUUGCCAAAGACGAUGUUCAGAAGACCAUGAUGGAUGGAUACAGGCCUUCUAUGCUCUACAUUGAAGACCCACUGCAGCCAGACAACGAUGUUGGCAGGAGUUCAUAUGGUGCCAUGCAGGUGAAGCAGGCAUUUGACUACGCCUACGUUGUCCUUAGCCAUGCUGUGUCACCCAUCGCCAAGUACUAUCCCAACAAUGAGACUGAGAGUAUACUUGGCCGGAUAAUCCGGGUGACUCAAGAAGUGGAUGAGUACAGAGAAUGGAUCCGAAAGAACUGGGGAAGCCCAUCUCAAAAUGAUCCAUCUCUCAACAGAAAUGACGUCAAAUUGUUUGAAUCAAAGCAGCUCGAUGAGUGCAACAACAACGUUCCAGAUGAUGAUGAUGUUGUUGUGGUUCUGCCACCAUGCAAGACAGCCAAGCAGCAGUCUGCUCGGGGCUCCAGUUCUCACAGAGAAAAGACCUCUGUGGCCAAUAAUAUCCGUGCACAGAAUCAUACCACCAGCACUCCAUCUACAAGCAACAAAGGAGGAAAGGCCAGGAUGUCUCGUUCCCACCAUAAGAGUGGUCACCACGGGCAACAGAACUCCUCCAGCACCAAAAGUCACCCGAACAACAAACCACACCACCAGGGAAACAGCAAGAAGAGGAAAAACGUGCGAGACCCUGCACAAGAAGAUCUCUGCAGAUAGGGCUUACUUUACCCACCCACACCCCCGCCUCCCCACCCUACACCAACCCCUGUCCUUGUCUGCACCUGACUGACUGUCCUGUCCCACUUCUGCUGCCAGACUCCAGCAUCGGGAGGUUGUUAGUAGAAUGAAAAGCUCUGCAGACACCAUUUACCCCAUUUUCAGGGUUACAAACAAUAUUUUCUAACAGAAAAAGGAAUAAAAAAAAAAAGGUGUUAUUGGAAAUGGGGUUAAUUUCUUUGACUUGGAAUGAAAUCACUGAGUAAAUGCUCAUUUGCUUCCCAGUGGCUUCUCUUAUGGAGCGAUAUUCCUUCCCACAGCCAGCCUCUUGCGCCUCCUGCUGUACAGGAAUAUACAGGUUAGUUUUCUGAAAUCAAUCUGGAGCAACACCUGGAACUGCUGGCUGGAAAACAGAAUCAAACACUUUACUGACCUCCUUAAAACUAUGGGGGGGAAAAAAUAAGCAUAAAAAAACGAGAAGAAAAAGAAAAAAAAUGCAACAAGAAAGAAAAUAUCUUAAAUGUACAAAAACAAAAAUAUGUUGAGCAAAACAUGUACACUUUUUUAAAGAUGGCUACUUACAGAUGCAAUCAGUAAGAGUGGGACAUAACUUAUGCAUGAGAUUUUUCUGUUGGUUGAUUUUUCUGUCGGGUGAAUCUGUUUUAUGUCAAGUUAUACAUUCUUUUUUUUUUACAAAAACAAGCAUAGGCAAAAAAAAAAACAAACAUAAAAAAACAUACAAGUAAGAACUUGUUUCAUAAGACAUUUUUACAAGAUAUACCGAUUGAAGUCAUGUUAACAUGCACAUCACAUGUUAUUUGGCCGAAGCCAAGAAGCUGGUUUGGGUCCCAUUGCCAACAGAAAUCAUCAGCAUCUACUUUUACUCCUGGUUGCUCUCUGAGUGCUACAGUGUUAACAUUUCGCCUAAAGUGAGCCAGAACUCUCUUUAGUGCUCCAUAGAUGAUAGAAGAAAAAAAAAAGCUCACUCUCAUUUAGUUCAGUAGCACAGCCACACCAGUGUAGAGGCUUUAAGAGUACAGGUUUGAAUAUAUUUGUGGUGAAAAUUGUUUUAUUAAAAAAAAUCCUACACUUGAAUUGUGUCAACAAUACGACUGUGGGCAAUAAUCUGUUUUUAUUUGGUAAUUUACCGACAACAGAAUCAUUUGUAUUUGUUAAAUGUAUUUAUUUUUUUAUUAAUUAUAUGAACAUAGUAUCGAUGCGUGUAUUAUCAAUAUUAGAGCCCAUAUCUUGGAGAAUAUUUGAAAUAGGAUAGUUGCGGGGAGGUGGCAUGGGGUAGGAACCAGUAUAUUCAGGUACAGUAAAUACCAUCUUUUAUCCUUUUUUUCCAGGCAGUUGAGUGACCAAGUUGCUUUGGAAAAUUAAAGAGACCAUUUUACAAGUCCUGUUAGCAUUUUAUUUUAAAAUGUGGCUGGUCUACUUAAUCUAAAAGGGAGUUUUUUUUCUUAUUUUUGCUUUUGUUUAGUUCUAAUCUAUAAACUGACAGCAAAGUGCUUCAAAAUGUCUGUCCCCCUCUGUCAUUGCAAUACAACAACUAACCUGUAGAUGGAGCUCUUGUUCUAAGUCUUAAUCCAUACAGAGUUUGGGCUUGUAUACUGCAUUUGGACAGUUUAUUAUUUAUUUGUGAUUGACUGUAAAUGUGCUCAUAUCUAAACUGAAUGGGCAUCUGAACAUGGAAAACGCGUUAAAAUGAGUGCUUCCUUGGAGGGAAAACAUCAAAGCACAGUUCAAUGUCCCCAUUCCCUCCCUCCUAAGAAUCACCCACAAAGAUACAAGUAGCCAGCAAUAACCACCACGUUAUAUAAUCUUCGACAACGACUACUGAGACAAGUGAAGCACACUUGAGUCCACUUGAAGCGGGUUAAAUUUGGUAUUAAAUGUUGGGAAGAGGAAAUGACGGGGACACCCCUUUCACCCACCAGUGCUACAGUUGCGGUUAAAAUGCAGUAUAUAAGCGCAGGUCUUGUGAUUGACAGAGGAGGAGAAAGGUGAAUCCAUUUAGCUGUGUCAUCUGAAUGUUCACUUACCACCUCUUUUCACAGCAGGAAGGCUUUGUACCCAACUGUACUCAUAUGAAACACUGUUCCUCUGCAGCAAUUACAAUUCAUGCAAUAAAAACAUUACCAUUUA